Messenger RNA from Pisolithus orientalis, 1649 nucleotides. Its product is annotated as carbohydrate esterase family 16 protein. The coding region runs from base 214 to 1242 and encodes 342 amino acids. The record is from RefSeq and is a predicted model, not a curated record. Gene Ontology annotation, molecular function: hydrolase activity, acting on ester bonds. Lineage: Eukaryota; Fungi; Basidiomycota; Agaricomycetes; Boletales; Pisolithaceae. The transcript is spliced from 7 exons.
CAUGUUGUCUGAUGGCCAUGUCUAUUUUCACCAAGAUUCAGAAGAAUUGAUCGGACCGUAUAUUGGCAGUAUGCGAGCGAAUAGUGAUUAGAUGCGGAAAAAGAACGGGGGCACAUUGCUAUUUUGAACCAGCUGCAAAGUCAGGUAGUAUAAGAACAUGGUGAUUCCCUCGAAUUAUGGCGGUUUAUUUCCUCGUGCAUGACGUUAUAGACGAUGAAAUACAUGCAUACUCUUCUAAGACUAACACUCACCUUUGGCCUUGGCUUAGCGCAGCGCGAAUGGGCUGCAACGGCGAGCAGCGGAGCGAUCCAAGCAGGUCAAAUCAAAAACCUGGUCACGUUCGGCGACUCAUACACGGAUUCUUCGUACUACCCGUCUGAUGACGGGGGUUACUCCUGGCCAACUUAUGUAGCAGGAUAUGGGCCAUUCAACCUGUACGGCUUCGCGAGGUCAGGGGCAACAUGCUCCAACAACCUCACAGAUAGGCCAUUUCCUCCUCUAACAGAGUACCAACUUCCUGACUACCUUAACGCCACCCGGAACGGCACGCUUCCGGCCUCCAGCAUCCUCCCAGAUGAAACUAUAUAUGCGAUCUGGAUUGGGACGAACGAUGUCGGUGCGAACGCACUGCUGACACAGGGUGUAGGGGUGAAAAAGAGUGUGUCAAUCGUGGAAGUGAGGAAGUGUGUGGUGGAUGUAGUUCGGGUGUUGUAUGAGAAUGGUGCAAGGUAUUUCGUGGUCAUGAAUAUGAUCCCACUUAAUUUAACACCUCUGUACUCACCCAACUCCUACCCGAGCAAGUACUGGGCUGCCCCUCGCAACACAACGGAGUGGAGUGUAUUCAUGCAUGAGCUCGUCCGGGCCGGGAACGCAAUCACCGAUCUAAUGCUGCAAGCGCUCUUGCCCAGUUUAGAUGGUGCACAUAUUGCCUCCUUCGAUGCGUUUGCCCUCUUCGCUGACAUGUAUACCAACCCGAGCGCGUACCUUAACGGCACCAUCACCACCGGGAACACAACGGUUCCCGUCUACAACGUGACGGGAAGUAUCGACGCAUGCGUUCUGCAACUCAAUGAGAGCGUUACGGAUCCUGGGACAUGUACAGUCGUGGAAGGUCCGGCGAGAGAUGGGUAUUUAUGGUGGGACGAACUUCACCCCUCUGAACAGGCAGACCGGAUCGUCGCCAGGGAAAUCACAGCGGUGAUGAAAGGGCAGCAAAGCAAUUGGACGACGUGGCUGAGCUAAUCGGCGCGCGAACUAAAUAUUCGACUAGCGUGCGGUGACCAUACGAUACAGAGUAUGAAUGGCGCGGGUGGAAUGGCUCACCGUUAGGAUUGUGUUGAUACCAAUACAGGACGCUGCGGCCUGAAUCCUCUUUAACGAGCCGCAGUCUCGAGAUGCCUCGCCGGGCACUGGCGUUUCAUCAGCAGGCAGCAAAGGUUGUGAAUGUCAAGUGUCUGAAAGUAAAAUGUUGGCCGGAGAAGAUAGAUUGAUGGGUAUGCCACAGAGGUGGUAGUAGCUAGCCCGUGAGGUACCAAUUCCGAUUUAUGUAUCGACACACUUUUGUUCAGGUCCCAAGAAAAUCGGGUUCUUCGAGGGGAGGAGUCAACCUGAAGAGGGACAACUCUUUCUCGGCGUCAAUAUGUAUAUAU